AUUCUCACACUGAAGAACCAUGAAGAACUUUUUAGCAAUCCUCACUUUAAGUUUAAUCUCAUUUGCUUCCGCAACAGCAGAAGAGACACUUCCAAAAUGCUCCGUAAAUCAAGUCUUUAGUUAUUGCAACACCGCUUGCCCCGAUUAUUGCAAUAACAAGGAUGAAUUCCAAAUUUGCACCGAGCAAUGUAUAAUCGGUUGCGGAUGUGCCCCGGGUUAUGUUAAAGAUUAUAUUGAUUCGGAUAAUUGCGUCUUGGAAAAAGAUUGUCGUAGAGUGGAAAGAUGCGGGCGAAACAAAACUUAUUAUUUGUGCGGUUCUCCGUGUCCCAGAUAUUGCGGAGGACCCGAAGUUGAAAAUUGUCCAAGAAGGUGCGCUAAAGGAUGCCAAUGUAAACCUGGAUAUAUUAAGAGGUCGGAAAAUUCCAACGAUUGUAUUCCUUACAGCGAAUGUCCCGAUUUUCAAGCUUAAUUUUGGAAUAAUUAAGAAAUUUUAUUAAAUUGUUAAAAAAUAGAGGUAGAUGUAAUAUACGAACAUUAU
Molecule: messenger RNA, 538 nt
Organism: Onthophagus taurus
Lineage: Eukaryota; Metazoa; Arthropoda; Insecta; Coleoptera; Scarabaeidae
Source: RefSeq, a predicted model, not a curated record